Messenger RNA from Eptesicus fuscus (big brown bat), 1131 nucleotides. RefSeq names its product POM121-like protein 12. NCBI's taxonomy places the organism in Eukaryota, Metazoa, Chordata, Mammalia, Chiroptera, Vespertilionidae. The record is from RefSeq and is a predicted model, not a curated record. The transcript has a single exon. Bases 94 to 861 code for a protein of 255 amino acids.
CAGCCGAGCCCCACCCGCCUGGAAUCUCCGAACAGCAGGACCGACCGCCUGAGCCGCAUCGCCCCUGCACCGCCCGCCCCGCCGCCCGCGAUCAUGGGCAGCUACCUGAGCAGCUACCUGAGCAGGUACCUCCGCACGGCCCACGCCACGCUGCGGCCCUCCGUCUGGGCGCGCCGGCUCCCGCCGCCCAGACCCGCCCUGCGCCAGCGGGCCCGGGAGCAGGGCCGCGUCCCCUGUGCGCACCCCAAUCGCUGCGCCCCGACCCAACCCCUGCCCCCGACACUGCCCGGCUGGCACCGGGGCAGGGCCUGCAGGGGACCGAUGCCCGAAGCCAGGAGGCGCUUCCCUGGCCCGGCCCCCCGGGGGCGGGAUGUUCCCGUGGCUCCGAAGGGCACGAUGACGCUGCGGAGUCGCGGUGCCCGCCACCCACGCCGCCUGCAGAGCCCGGUGACCAUCCAGAUCGCCCCCCCUGAGCGCAGAGGGAGCCUCUACACGUGCCCCCCCGGCCGAGAGCGCCCCGACCCCUGCGCCCGGGAGACGGUGCUGCGGGCGCUCAGCCAGUGCAGCAAGGGCCGGGCCAAGUUCGACGGCCCCCUCUGGUUUGAGACCCCCGACGCCAAGAGGCGCGGCCGGUCGGCCUUCGCGCCGGUCGGGAGACGCGGAGCGGCCCUCCCCCUCGUGCCCAGGCCGGGGCCUCUGCUCCCCGUGCAGCCGUGCGGACCGGAGGCCCCCGCCGCCCACCCUGAGCCGCCCCCGUGCGCCCCCCACCCCAAUGCCAGGGCACCGCCAGCCCCGGCCACACGGUACCAGCCUCCGCCCCCCGAGAACCUGAAGCCUGAGGUCACCACCGUGUCCGGUUAGUCAAGGCCCGGCCGCCGCCACCACCACUUCCUGGGACUCACACACGGUGAGCCCAGCGCUGCCCAGCAGGAGCCAGAGGCACCCCGGUCCCCGCCCAGCACCCGGCUGGCAGGGCCGCCAAGCCCAGACCCUCUCUCCUCAGCUGGCAGCACCCGCUGCCGCAGAAUCACUGCUCUGAUCACUGCUCUGCCUCCCCCCCUCCCCCUCCUGCCUCUCCCAGGGCACACCCGGGAGGCGUCUCUCUCCCCUUUGCCCGGUUGGUAGAAUUAA